Messenger RNA from Penicillium verhagenii, 867 nucleotides. Its product is annotated as RTA1 domain-containing protein. The transcript is spliced from 3 exons. Bases 1 to 867 code for a protein of 288 amino acids. NCBI's taxonomy places the organism in Eukaryota, Fungi, Ascomycota, Eurotiomycetes, Eurotiales, Aspergillaceae. The record is from RefSeq and is a predicted model, not a curated record. Gene Ontology annotation, cellular component: fungal-type vacuole; plasma membrane.
AUGACCAACACGUCUACCUGCACGAGUGUCUCGCCGGAAUGCCCCGUCUCAGCGACAACAUACGGAUACCGACCUAACCUAGGCGGCAAUGUCUUCUUCGUGGUCAUUUUUGGACUAUGCGCCAUCUACAACUUGAUAAUCGGCAUCAAGUCGAAGCAAAAGAUGUUCACAAUUGCCCUGACGGUGGGUAGUGCGAUGGAGCUGGCGGGAUACAUUGGUCGAAUCAUCAUGCACCAGAAUCCAUGGAACAACAGCGGAUUCGAACUCCAGAUCAUCUGUCUUAUACUGGCCCCCUCGUUUGUUGCCGCGGGUAUCUACUGGUCCUUGAAGCAUAUCGUGCUCUUCCUUGGUCCUGAGCACUCGCGCGUGGCUCCCCGUCUGUACCCGUGGAUCUUUGUGGGCUGUGACAUUGGCUCUAUACUUCUCCAAGCGGCUGGUGGUGGUGUUGCAGCAUCUGCCACGAGCGCAAACCAGACCCUCCUCGACGUGGGUAACGAUAUCAUGAUUGCUGGUAUCGCCUUCCAGGUCGUCACAAUGGCAGCUGCUGGCAUUGUCGGCGUGGACUUUCUCAUUCGUCUUACGCGCCGACGCCGCUCUGGAGAAGGGGCUGAAGAGGAGAAGUUGUCCCGGCUAUCUGCCCGCAAGUUCUACCUCUUCUGUGCCGGCGAGGCGUUCGCCUAUAUUACUGUUCUGAUUCGUUGCAUCUACCGUAUUCCUGAGAUGGCAGGUGGAUGGGGUAACCCUCUAAUGCAGAAUGAGAAUGAGUUCCUGGUUUUGGACGGAAUGAUGAUCGCUCUUGCCGUCGUCACUCUUACCAUCCUGCACCCUUACUUCACCUGUCCUUUCGUUCGCCCAGAUCGCACCUAG